Messenger RNA from Pistacia vera, 1110 nucleotides. RefSeq names its product ferritin-2, chloroplastic-like. Gene Ontology annotation, molecular function: ferric iron binding; ferrous iron binding. Gene Ontology annotation, biological process: intracellular iron ion homeostasis; iron ion transport. The record is from RefSeq and is a predicted model, not a curated record. Lineage: Eukaryota; Viridiplantae; Streptophyta; Magnoliopsida; Sapindales; Anacardiaceae. The transcript is spliced from 8 exons. Gene Ontology annotation, cellular component: cytoplasm. Bases 92 to 874 code for a protein of 260 amino acids.
UCAUCACCACACAGCACCGUUUCAUUUCCUCUGUUCUUCCAAUAAUUUGUUUUCUCUCUUUCUAUCACUCUGCCUUUCUCUCUUCAAAAACAUGUUACUCAAAGCAGCUCCGGCUUUCUCGCUCUUGAAUCCACACAAGGAGCUUCUGAAUCCUCUGUCCUCCUCUGUUUCUUCCUCUAGCCUUCAUUUGAACUCCAGUCUUCGGGCCAAAAAUGGAGCUGGCGUUAUCGUUUGUGCAUCAAAAGGCGCUAGCAACAGUCCGUUAACCGGUGUCGUUUUUGAGCCGUUUGAAGAGGUGAAGAAGGAACUCGAUUUGGUGCCAAGUGUACCUCAAGUUUCUCUUGCUAGACAAAAGUACCACGAGCACUGCGAGGCCGCAGUCAAUGAACAGAUCAAUGUGGAGUACAAUGUGUCGUAUGUGUACCACGCCAUGUUUGCUUAUUUUGAUCGUGACAACGUGGCACUCAGGGGCCUUGCUAAGUUUUUCAAGGAAUCGAGUAUUGAAGAACGAGAACACGCUGAGAAAUUUAUGGAAUAUCAGAACAAACGCGGUGGAAAAGUGAAGCUGGCGUCAAUAUUGAUGCCACUCACAGAGUUUGAUCAUGCAGAGAAGGGAGACGCUUUGUAUGCUAUGGAGCUUACAUUGUCCUUGGAGAAGCUAACAAAUGAGAAGCUCCUCAACUUGCACAAGGUAGCGAACCAACACCAUGAUGUGCAGCUGGCAGAUUUUGUUGAAAGCAAGUUUUUAUCCGAGCAGAUAGAAGCCAUAAAAAAGAUCUCAGAAUAUGUUGCUCAACUGAGAAGAGUGGGCAAGGGACACGGAGUUUGGCACUUCGAUCAAAUGCUCCUUGAGGAGGCAGAAGUUGUUGCUUGAUGAUGUAGACACCUCGCGUGUUACCUGGCUGCCAUUUUGGAGGAUUGUUCUAUGCGAGCUUUUCUAUUGCUAGUUCUCAGUUUAGAGAAGUUGGGCAUGCAGCUAGUGAGAAAACUUAUAUUGUUGAUAGAUGAAUGCAUGUGGGAUAUUUUCAGGCAUAUCUUAGUUAAAGUUUGGUGACAAACACAUUUUGAAUAAUUAGUUUUUCUCUAUAAGUAUUUGGGUGAUAUUUACAA